GCCUCGCCGAGGACCCUGGGCUGGGCGCCUGUGCCGGUUUGUCUACCCUUUCCCCUCAGCCGCCUCCUUUCAACCUUGUCGGCCGGUUGGCGCGGUCUCCAUCCCAGCGGCGACCGCUCCUGUUGCAGCUCUCUGCCUUCCGUUCCUUCCCGCCAGGUCCCGGAGUUUCGCGCGCCAUGGCUCUCCUCACUGCGGCAGCCCGGCUCUUGGGAGCCAAGAGCUCAUCCUGCCUCGUACUUGCCGCCCGGCAUGCCAGUGCGUCUUCAACGAACUUGAAAGAUGUACUGAGCAAUCUGAUACCUAAGGAGCAGGCCAGAAUUAAGACCUUCAAACAGCAACAUGGGAAGACAGUGGUGGGCCAGAUCACUGUGGACAUGAUGUAUGGUGGCAUGAGAGGCAUGAAGGGACUUGUGUAUGAGACGUCGGUUCUUGAUCCUGAUGAGGUAAGACUCCAUUGUCCGCCAGUGACCAUACAAACGAAUUUGGAAACUAAACAGCACAGUGCAGACGAGGUAUGGAUAGGAGCAGAAGAGCCUGCUUUCUCUUUAGUACAUCAAAGUAAGAGCAAGUGUGUGAAGAUGAAGAUUGGAAACCUGCUGCAUUAUCUUUACUCAGAUAGUACUGUUCUAUUUUUUCUGAGCAUGUCUCCUUUUUCACAGGUAUCUUGGCUCUCACAAGAAUGGGCAAAAAGGGCAGCUCUGCCUUCUCAUGUGGUCACCAUGCUGGACAAUUUCCCAACCAAUCUGCACCCCAUGUCUCAGCUCAGUGCAGCCAUCACAGCCCUCAACAGUGAAAGCAACUUCGCCCGGGCAUAUGCAGAGGGAAUGAACCGAGCUAAGUACUGGGAGCUCAUCUAUGAAGACUGUAUGGACCUGAUUGCCAAGCUACCGUGUGUUGCAGCAAAGAUCUACCGGAAUCUGUACCGGGAGGGCAGCAGUAUUGGAGCCAUUGACUCUAAGCUAGACUGGUCCCACAAUUUUACCAACAUGUUAGGCUACACGGACCCUCAGUUCACCGAGCUCAUGCGUUUGUACCUCACCAUCCAUAGUGACCAUGAAGGUGGUAAUGUAAGUGCCCACACAAGCCAUUUGGUGGGCAGCGCCCUUUCGGACCCUUACCUGUCCUUUGCAGCAGCCAUGAAUGGGCUGGCAGGGCCUCUACACGGACUAGCAAAUCAGGAGGUGCUUGUCUGGCUGACACAGCUACAGAAGGAAGUUGGCAAAGAUGUGUCAGAUGAGAAGUUACGAGACUACAUCUGGAAUACACUCAACUCAGGACGGGUUGUCCCAGGAUAUGGCCAUGCGGUACUGAGGAAGACCGAUCCUCGAUAUUCCUGUCAGCGAGAGUUUGCUCUGAAACAUCUACCUAAGGAUCCCAUGUUUAAGCUGGUUGCUCAGCUAUACAAGAUUGUGCCCAAUAUCCUCUUAGAGCAAGGGAAGGCUAAGAACCCUUGGCCCAACGUAGACGCUCACAGUGGGGUGCUGCUCCAGUACUAUGGCAUGACGGAGAUGAACUACUACACAGUCCUGUUCGGAGUGUCGCGGGCACUGGGUGUGCUGGCCCAGCUCAUCUGGAGCCGGGCCCUAGGUUUCCCUCUAGAAAGGCCCAAGUCCAUGAGCACGGAUGGUCUGAUGAAGUUUGUGGACUCUAAGUAAGGGUAAAAUGGGAGACUGGGGGGAAACUGACUAUAAGAAAAUGAGGAAGCUUAAAAAUAAAGUGUAAUUUUGUUUUGUUUCAGGGGCCUUUAA
Molecule: messenger RNA, 1748 nt
Organism: Mus pahari (shrew mouse)
Lineage: Eukaryota; Metazoa; Chordata; Mammalia; Rodentia; Muridae
Gene: Cs
Product: citrate synthase
Exons: 10
Coding region: 177-1655 (492 amino acids)
Biological process (GO): tricarboxylic acid cycle; carbohydrate metabolic process
Cellular component (GO): mitochondrial matrix
Source: RefSeq, a predicted model, not a curated record